AUGCCAAGUACAGUGGAGAUCAUCUAUAUGAUCCUGAUUGCUGGUGAACUGGCUUUAGGGAUUUGGGGAAAUGGAUUCAUUAUAAUGGUUAACUGCAUUAGCUACCUCAAAAAGCGAGAUACCUCCUUGGUUGACAUCAUCCUGGUUAGCUUGGCCAGCUGCAGAAUCUGUCUGUUGUGUGUAAUAACUUUAGAUGGUUUUAUCAUAGUGCUGUCUCCAGAUACACAUGCUAAUGAUGAAAUGAUGUACAUUUUGGAUGUUUUCUGGACACUAAGCAAUCAUUCAAAUGUCUGGUGUACUUCUUGCCUCAGUAUCUACUAUUUGCUCAAGAUAAGCAAUAUCUCCCAUCCGCUUUUCCUCUGGCUGAAGCAAAAUAUUAACAUGGUCAUCCUUGGCAUUCUUCUUGGGUCCUUUCUUGUCUCCUUACUUAUUAGUGUUUCAAUGGACUGCUGUUUGUAUAAUGAUUUCCAGUAUCACUUGAAGGACAAUAAUGAAGAAAAUAGAACUUUGGAACUCAAAGUGAGUAAAAUUCCGAAUUCUUUGCAAUCGGUGUUCCUGAACUUAGGGGCUGUAGUGCCCUUUAUUUUAUCUCUGAUGUCAUUUCUCUUGUUACUUUUCUCUUUAAUUAGGCACACCAAGCAGAUGAAACAUCAUGCCAUAGGGUCCAGAGACCCCAGUGCAGAGGUCCACAUGAGGGCCAUAAAGGCAGUGGUCAUUUUUCUGGUCCACUUCAUUCUGUACUAUACACUCUUUCUGAUGCUUACCUCUAGCUUUCUGAUUCCCCAAAGCAAAUUAGUGGUGAUAUUUGGUGGUAUAAUAACUGUCAUUUUCCCAUCAAGCCAUUCAUUCAUCCUGAUAAUGGGGAACAGGAAGCUGAGGGGAGCUUUUCUGAAGGUGCUAAGGUUUGUGAAGGGUCUCACAGCCCUAUGA
Molecule: messenger RNA, 930 nt
Organism: Chrysochloris asiatica (Cape golden mole)
Lineage: Eukaryota; Metazoa; Chordata; Mammalia; Afrosoricida; Chrysochloridae
Gene: TAS2R9
Product: taste receptor type 2 member 9-like
Exons: 1
Coding region: 1-930 (309 amino acids)
Biological process (GO): G protein-coupled receptor signaling pathway; sensory perception of taste; detection of chemical stimulus involved in sensory perception of bitter taste
Cellular component (GO): membrane
Molecular function (GO): bitter taste receptor activity; G protein-coupled receptor activity
Source: RefSeq, a predicted model, not a curated record